Aspergillus sclerotioniger CBS 115572 is the source of this 1707-nucleotide messenger RNA. RefSeq lists its product as uncharacterized. The record is from RefSeq and is a predicted model, not a curated record. The coding region runs from base 1 to 1581 and encodes 526 amino acids. The transcript has 2 exons. Lineage: Eukaryota; Fungi; Ascomycota; Eurotiomycetes; Eurotiales; Aspergillaceae.
AUGAACUGGACAGGAGGUCGUCUUCGGCGACAUUCCGACAUCCACGCGAAAAACAAGAAACAGCAUUUUAAAGAGCCGAGAUCAGCCGCAAAGGGACUUUUCACGACACUAUUCAAAGCUCCCAGUCCUCUCAAAGAGAAUCGAGUCAGAGGCUCUGACCCAAGUGAUGAGUCGCGCCAGAAUUCAGACCAACAAUCUCGCAAUACAUCCUCCCGCUCUUACUCCGGUAACCCAAAUAUCGCACCAGCCACACAUGAGCCCUCACAGGCAGCUCGGCGCUUGGAUACCAUCAAACGCAGGCUACUAGAAAAGUCUGACUGGGCAUCCGUUGCAGCAGCGCGUCCACUGAAGGUGCUGUUCCCUCCAGCAGAAGCGCUACGGAAAUUCGGGAGGCGACGGAGAAUAACGGAUGACGACCGCGAGAGGUUGAGGUCGUCCGACUCGCGCCCAAAUAUUGCCCGCAACACAAGGCUUAGCGAAGAUGCCGUGUCCGAUAUAGAAACCAUCCCGAACCUGGAUAUAAGGAUAAAUGGGAGGCCUGCUGGAGCUGACCGUUCGAUAACAAAUCGCAGCCUUCCGGCUAACGUCUCCUCGCAGUCGAUGCUCCUAGACUGCGAAGAGGCCACUCCCGCAAAAGAAACUCCUUUCAUGCAGGAAUCUGACCGUCCUUAUGUUGACGGAAGAAACCCAUUCGAUGACAGAUCUUGGAUACUGAGAUCCUCAAGCGUCUCGCUUCUCUGCUCAUCUCCCACCAGGAGGCUGUCUUCCCUCGAUGAUUCCAUCCUGGGCUCGGCAUAUUUGACCGACGAAUCCAGGAACGAAGACGAGUCCCGAGAUAUAGAAUUGGAAUCGCUGCACUCAGACUGCAGCUCCGAUGUGUCAUUAAGAACUCCUAUCAGAAGACGAUUCACAAUAGACGAUCAGAUUCUCGCUGAACAAGAGGGGAAAUUGAAUAUUUGCAAUGCAUCUAUGGGAGCAGACAGGUAUGGUGCCCGUCAGCAGUUCGAGAGUACUCUCCAUCUUGAGAGAUCAUCACCGGUGUUCGAUAGCAGUAGUCAUAGGACUACGCACGAGUCUACAGGCACAUCGUCGACCUUGAAUCACUCUGGCUAUGGUUGGCUCUCAGAGCCGCCCUACAACAUCCAACGACCUAUAUCGAGGGUAGAUAAAGGGCUUGGUUCUAGGCCAUGUGGCCCUAAAUUCCAUGAAGAUGGAUUGUCCCAGCUAAGCACAAUGGCGCAGCAAUCCGCAUCUCCGGUGAAAUUGUAUGGCCAGUCGGCCAUCCUUGAUGGCGACCGAAUCGCCGGAAACGUGGACUGCUAUAGAGAUAGACGAGCUGAACCGAACUUUACAUCUCCUGUCGCUUCUGGUGCAGGUCAAGGCAAUACAUUUCGGACCGACAGCUUUGCAAUGUCACCGAAUGCGCUCGUGUUCAAACCCAUCAUCCCACCGAGGGCAGGGAUCUAUAUCGACCAGGCUCGCGUAGCCGCAGGAAAUCGGGUCUUUUUGACAAAUACUGGGAUGCAGCCACAAAAAUGUUCCCGAGAAUAUCUCCGGCCUACCUCCAGACGCAGAGACUAGACACGAGAGCCGAUUUGGUUGUACUACGAUGUGAUGUAGCCUUUGCUCAAGCAUCCUUCGAUAUAUCGUCCUAUUCUACGUAUACAGCGUUGUCGUACAGAUAUACUACAGUACGCCUAACAAGAG